GUGAGAGUGAGAGACAGAGAGGGAGGGACACAGAGAGACAGAGAGGGAGAGACAGAGACAGAAAGAGAGUGAGAGACAGAGAGAGAGUGAGAGACAGAGAGAGAGGCGGCAGAGCGUCAUUUUUAGCUCGGGCUAGCUCGGGUUGGGUGUCUGGAGCUGAAUUUAGACUGGAUCUCCGCCGCUGUCUGAGUGUUUUCACUUUGUUAUCGCCCGCACCGGAGAGCUUGUCAGAGACGAGCAGAGGGCGGGGAGAGGAGCUGAAGGUGUGUGUGGAAGGUGUGGAGGAGAUGGUUCCUUCUGCAGGAUGAACCGGAGGAAAGUCAUGCCCGGGGUUGUCCCCUGCUGUCUGUUCAUGCUCCUGUCUGUGUCUGUCGAGAACACUGGGAGCCGUCUGAUAGAAAACAGAGGGGGAAGUGACAACACUCUCAGACACUUUGUGUCUCUGAUGGGGGAAUCUUGAAUGUUAUCCAGCAUGCAGCACCACUCUCCUGUUCACAAGGCUUUGAAGAACUGGGAUACUACAAUGGUUCAGUUUCCCACACGGACACAGGCUACCCCUGCCUGAAGUGGACAGACUUCCCAGACUACAUGCACCAGUACCCGAACCGAGGCCUUGGAGACCACAACUUAUGCCGAAACCCAGACCAAGAGGCCAACGCCUGGUGUUUCUUCAGACAGAGCUCUGGUGCCAUCGGCUGGGCUUACUGUGACUGCCAUCAGGGUGCAGCCAGAUUGGUGGGUGGAUCAUCAAGCAACAAUGGGCGUCUGGAGGUCUACCUGAAUGGCCAGUGGGGGGCAGUAUGUGACACACAUUGGACCAACCGUGACGCCAGUGUCAUAUGCAGACAGCUGGGACUGGGUGAGAUUGGUACAGCCCUGCAGGACUCCUACUUUGGUCCAGGAUCCAUCUUCCAUUAUGAGCGUCUGGGUUGCCGUGGUAAUGAGAAUUCCCUACUGGAGUGCCGGAGCAGGAAGUUUGUCACCAGUGACUGCACACAUGGCCGUGAGGCAGGGGUGGUGUGUGCUAAACCUGAGGGAACUGGCUUCCCUUUGAGGCUGGUUGGAGACCUGGAGGACUUUGAGGGCCGUGUCGAGGUGUACCAUGAUGGCAUUUGGGGAACUAUUUGCGAUCACCAAUGGGAUGACACUGAUGCUGAGGUGGUGUGCAGGCAGUUGAACCUGGGGGGUGUGGCCAAAGCACGGACAUGGCCCCACUUUGACCAGAGGUUUGAGCCCAUCUUGCUUAAUGAAGUCCAGUGUACAGGUAAUGAGCUUUCUCUGGAGGAGUGUCCUUACAACUGGGAGCAACAAAACUGUGACCACAUGGAAGUUGCAGGGGUGACCUGCAACCCAUACACAGAGGGUGCAGUCCGACUGGUGGGAGGAGACAAACACUGGAAGGGUCGUGUGGAGAUUUACCACCAGGGAGAAUGGGGCUCUGUAUGUGAUGACAACUGGAGCGAGCUCAACGCCCAGGUAGUGUGUAGACAGCUGGGCUUCAGGGGCCUCGGGGAAGUGGCCCCUGAUGAGGUGUAUGAAGAAGGUCGCGGGCUGAUCCUGCUGGACGACGUGCGGUGUCAGGGAUCAGAGGCCACUUUACUGGCAUGUACCCACUCUGAGUGGGGCCAGCAUGACUGCUCCCACAGUGAAGAUGUAGGAGUCAGCUGUGAAAGAGGGGGUGAUGCCAAUGAGAUACCUGGCCCAUUGCCUCCUGGUGGUCCACUGGUGCGUUUGGUUGAUGGAGAGAGCAGGAAGGAGGGUAGAGUGGAGGUCUUCAUUAAUAACCAGUGGGGAAGCGUGUGUGAUGAUGGCUGGAAUGAUGUCAGUGCAGCUGUUGUUUGCAGACAGCUGGGAUUCACGGGCAAAGCUAAGGCACGAUCCAUGGCGUACUUUGGUGAGGGUAAAGGUCCUAUCCAUCUGGAUAAUGUUCGAUGUUCUGGCACUGAGGCUUCCUUAGAGCAGUGUACAGCUGUGGGUCAAGAUAGCCAUGACUGUCGCCACAGUGAAGAUGCAGGCGUCAUUUGUGACUACACCCUGGAUCCUGUGGGUGAUGGUGCUGUGGCAAUACAGACCUGUGGCCUGAGACUCAAUAAUCAGCGUCGUCGACGCAGAAUCAUAGGAGGAGAUAAGGCACUGAGGGGUGAAUGGCCAUGGCAGGCGUCUCUGUGGCUCCGGUCUCAGUCUAAAGGUAAUCACCCCCUGUGUGGAGCAUCACUCAUCAAUGCCUGCUGGGUGGUGACUGCUGCCCACUGCUUCAAGAGAUUUGGAAUAGAUCCAACCCGCUACGUGUUACGCCUGGGUGACUACCACACUGAGGAACAGGAUGACUUUGAACGUACCUUGUCCCCUGAACGCAUUGUCAUCCACAGAAAGUACCACAGUCAGGACUGGGAGUAUGACAUUGCCCUGCUGAGGCUCAAAGGCACAGAGGGCAACUGUGUGGCAUUCAACCCUCACACUAGUGCAGUGUGUCUGCCAGAGCCAGGUAACAAGUGGGAGAAGAGGCCUGCUGCCUGUGUGAUCACAGGGUGGGGCCUAACAGACUCAGAGUACUCCAGGACCCUGCUCCAGGCCUGGGUACCCCUGCUUCCAGCUUGGAAGUGUAAGAAGCGAUACGGUGAUCGCUUUACUAGCCGAAUGCUGUGUGCCGGGAGCCUGUCAGAGCGCCAUCGUGUGGACAGUUGCCAGGGUGACAGUGGGGGUCCUCUGGUUUGCCAGGGGCAGGGAGGCCGUUGGGUGCUAACAGGUGUCAUCUCCUGGGGUCAAGGCUGUGGUAAUCCCUCCUUCCCUGGGGUGUACACUCGUGUUAGUAGGUUCCUGAGAUGGAUUGAUAAAGUCAUCAACAAACCCUUCAAGAAUUAAUGAUGGAGAAUUACACUUGGUUAUCCAGUGUAAUCGAGUGGCUUCAGGGCUUGAAGCAGAUGGUCUGUAUUGGUCAGGAUGUAGCCUGCUGAUAAUUGCCCCUGUGUUGUGCCUCCUGAACUUCUAUGCUAAGAAACAUUACUUCAAAAAGCAUGUAAUUAACAAUGUAUAGUACUCACAGUGUGACUUGGUGCCAUAUUAAUAGACAGUAAACCAGUGAUCUGCAUACAGCAAGUGGUAAAAGGUUGUUAUAGAUUUGACAAUUAUCAGAAACUGCUAUAUGUUUCUUGCUCCUCUUCAUUGUUAAUUCCUCACUUAACAGUGCUAGUCAUACUGCUUCGCUUUGCUCUCAACAGCAGUUCCUAUUGUUAAGGCAAGUGGAAAUGUGUAUGUUCUAACCCUAAGACAUAUUAUCAUACAGAUAUGUGGCAAUUCAAUUCCAAUCUGGUAACUAAGAGCCAACUGGACCCAUGAAUACCUUUACUGGGUAUAUAUGACUCUGAUUAAUAGUGCUCCACUAAGCCUGCCAUGUGGAAUUGUUUAAUAACCUUGCACUAUGAAGCAUUGGGUUACUUGUGAAUGAAAAUUGAAUGGAGGGCCAGAGCCAGUGAAAGAAAGACAGAAAUGGAGAAAAAACAAAUGCCUUUGAAAAGUAUCUAGAAUAGUAUUGGAAUGAAUUUGUUCAAACAGAUUAUAUUUAUUUAAUAUUCUUAACAUUCCAUGUGUAUGUACCUGAACCUACACAUUUCAAAUCAUUAUUUAUCUUUUCACUGUUAUUCUAACAUUAAUUACAAUCUAUAGAAUAAGUUUGGUGUCAACCACUAAACAGUAAAAAGUGUUUAGUAUAGUAUAGUAGUCCUUGGGCCCUGGAUCUCACAAACCCACAAAAGCCUGGACUGUUAAUUUGUUUGUGGUCAUUUGUUUGGGGUCAACUGUUACUGUGUUUGGGGAUAUGUGAAUAUGUAUAUUAUUGAGCGAUAUGGUAAGGGCCUACAGCUGGGUCCUGCUUCAUCACCUGACCUGAGGGAUGUCUAGAGAAAGACCCUGUGGAAAACCUAUAACAUUCAGCUCAUAUUGUGCCUACUUUCAAUAAUGUUGAAUUAAAUUGUCUUUAUUUUGAAAUACUGUUUGCAAUGCACAGGAACAACUUUAAUAUACUUCAGUUAUGUGUUGUGUUCUGCAUUCGCAAAUGCAAUUUUCAUUUUUCUUAUCAUAUUAAUUUAUUUGGAAAAACCAUCAAUGUUGACAUUCAAAUAUGAGACUAUAGAGAAAUUUAAACAUUGCUGUAAUUGAUUAUGCUGCUGGGGUAUUUAUUAAUAAUGAAAAUAUGAUGUGUUGUAGCCACAGGACUCUUAAAAGCUGCUUAGUCUCUUUUCUAA
Messenger RNA from Hippoglossus stenolepis (Pacific halibut), 4241 nucleotides. Its product is annotated as neurotrypsin. NCBI's taxonomy places the organism in Eukaryota, Metazoa, Chordata, Actinopteri, Pleuronectiformes, Pleuronectidae. Gene Ontology annotation, biological process: proteolysis. The transcript has 15 exons. Gene Ontology annotation, molecular function: serine-type endopeptidase activity. The record is from RefSeq and is a predicted model, not a curated record. Gene Ontology annotation, cellular component: membrane. Bases 589 to 2862 code for a protein of 757 amino acids.